This is a messenger RNA of Funneliformis geosporum, 1827 nucleotides long. NCBI's taxonomy places the organism in Eukaryota, Fungi, Glomeromycota, Glomeromycetes, Glomerales, Glomeraceae. The record is from the annotation of a GenBank genome assembly.
AUGUCUACCUCCUCUCUUGCAACUACUGUCCGUCAAGAACUUAACCGCCUUUUCUUGAAUGCUGUAAUUACAGAAAAAGAAUUUGGUGACUUUCUAGCUUAUAUUUCCGAUAAUCCUGAUGAAAUACCUGAAUUGGAAGAUUCCCUCAAAUAUGGCAAUGAUAACGUUAAAGCUAUAUACCUUAGAAAUAGAUUAAAUAGAUUAACCAAACUUUUUAGAACAGUUUUUCCCGCUCUUUCUUUUAAUAGGAUUAAAACAAAAUCCACAGUUAAAUCAGCCUCACGAAGAGUGCCAAAUUAUCCGGUGGAACUAUGGGGUGCCUUUCUUAGUAACGCAUUUAAUGCUUCGUUAUCGAUUAAUGCAGAAGAUCGUAAAUUUUAUAAGCCUAAUUUCCCUCAAUUAACCAUAAAUUCGGAAGAUACAACGGUUGAUCUAUUUUUGGAAGUGGUUGGUAAAGUCAACGAUCAAAGAUUGGCUUCUCUACCAAACCCACAAAUGUGGUGCAAGCGUAAUCAAGCUCCUUUUGUCAAGGGAGAACCGGAUAUUGUAUGUAUUGGAGCCCCAAACAGUACAACGCUUCAUUCUACAAAUGAGAAUGGAGUAAGUUUGAUAGCAACGGUUGAAGUCAAGCCGGACCAACUUCUGAACAACAUCAUACAAGAAAUUAUUGAUGAACAAAGACUUCCAGGCAGUGAAAGAGAAUUGUACAAUAUGUAUAAUGUAGCAAGAGGACAGAAUGAUAGCGGUACAAAUAAUUAUUCUAAAUACGAUAAAUUAAGGAACAUUGUUCAUCAAGCGUUCGGAUACAUGGUGGUUAAUGACAGGCGAUAUGGCAUGAUUACGACACUCAAUAAAACAUGGUUUAUGUUUCGCAAAGGUGGAGAUGAAAAAACUCUUUGUAUUUCUCCCGCGGUUUCAAUCAGUCAGGUAUACACAUACUAUCAAGCUUCAUUUUGGGAGUGUCUGCGAUAUUUUGAAGAUGUAUCUACGUCAAUUCCAUAUGCACGUUCACCUUCUGGUUCUGAACCGCCAUUAACCGAUAGUGAUGACAGUGAUGAUGGGGAUUCGGACAAUCAAGAAGAUCCACCUCCACCACCUCCAUCUGGUAAAAAAGACCAGAAAAAGAAAAAGGAUCCUGAUUAUAACUCGUCACAUAAACGUAAAUUUCCAUCAUAUACAGGUUCAGGAGUGAGUUCUCGAACUCGGAGAAAGACUAAAAGCAAUGCUACCAAUAAUACUGAGUUAAAAGAAACUAAAGAGAAAGAAAUUAAGGAGGAUAUAUUACUUAAAUAUAUGAAAAACUAUGAUCGUAACCAUUUUACCUUCGGGCAUAUAUUGGGAUAUGGUCGAACAGGGAGCAUCUUUGAAGCAACACUUGGCAGAAAAACAGGUGCUCUCAAGAUGGUGGCUCUAUAUAAAGAUGGGAAUAAACUAGAAGAACUGCUUAGUGAAAUCAAGAUAUACAUUGGACCUCUCAAGGUUAUUCAAGGCAUUCACAUACCAAGACUUUUAAAAUUUGGGGUUCUUUGUGAAGCGUUUGUCUUUAUUCUUACGUCUCUUGCUGAAGAAACUUUUGCGACGAUAGGAGACAUCACCAGAAAAGAAAAGGAGUUAGCCAUUAAGGGCUUACAGGAAUUACAUUCGAAGGGAGUGAUGCACGGAGACGUUAGACUAGAAAAUAUAAUGGUGAAGAGGAGGAAUAAGGGUUCAACUUCUUGUGUGUGGUGGAUUGACUUUGGUUGGAGUAAAAUGACGGAUAAUUUGAAAGAAUUGGAUAAGGAAUUAACAGAGUUAAAAUAUUUGCUUGGAAUGGUAGGCAUGAAAUAA